This is a messenger RNA of Erigeron canadensis, 1278 nucleotides long. Its product is annotated as probable transcriptional regulatory protein At2g25830. The transcript has 7 exons. The record is from RefSeq and is a predicted model, not a curated record. Lineage: Eukaryota; Viridiplantae; Streptophyta; Magnoliopsida; Asterales; Asteraceae. Gene Ontology annotation, cellular component: chloroplast. Bases 71 to 1036 code for a protein of 321 amino acids.
CCUUUGAUAAAUCUUUCAGUCUCAAAAUUUUCCCAAAAUCAAAACACAUACAUAUUGAGCAAUCCAUUUAAUGAGUUGUUCGACUAAAGCUUUUAGUACACUUUUGUACAGAUUCUCAACUGGGGUUUCCCUUAAACCCCUAAAUUCAUUCUCAAUUCAAGGGGUUGUGCGGUUAAGCAAGAAUCUAUCUUCUUCAGCAUUUUAUUCAUCUUGUUCAAAAUGGGUUACUCCAGUUGAGUUUAAACCUGUAAGUUCCGUUAGAAGUAUAUGGACUCGGGGUCCGCUUUGUAUGGGAAGAAGGUCCUGCAAAAUCGCAGGCAGAAAGGGGGCACAAGAUGCAAAGAAGGCCAAGCUCUAUGCAAAGGUCGGAAAAGAAGUUGUAUCUGCUGUCAAGAAAGGUGGUCCAAGCCCAAUAUCAAAUACAGCGCUUGCAGCCAUUCUUGAGAAAGCUAAGGAUCUUGACAUUCCAAAGGAAAUCUUAGAGAGGAAUAUCAAGAGAGCUUCUGAUAAGGGUCAAGAAGCGUAUAUUGAGAAAGUGUAUGAGGUAUACGGUUAUGGUGGCGUAGGUAUAAUAGUUGAGGUUUCAACUGACAAAAUUAAUAGGUCGGUGGCGCUUGUUAGAGAAGUGGUGAAGGAUUGUGGUGGAAAAAUGGCUGAUCCUGGAUCUAUUAUGUUUAAAUUCAAACGGGCUCGAGUUGUGAAUGUAAAAGUUACUGAUGCUGAUAAGGACCAGCUAUUAAUGAUUGCUUUGGAUGCUGGUGCUGAUGAUGUUAUUGAACCUUCCAUGGAUGAAGAUGACUCUGAAGAGGAUAAGUCUGAGAGAUAUUAUAAAAUUGUAAGCUCGUCGGAGAAUUAUGCUGAAAUACUAUCCAACUUACGUGAGGAAGGGAUUACUUAUGAACCUGAUAAUGGAUCUGAGUUACUUCCAUUGACCUCAGUUGAGGCAGACGAUGAGGCUAAAGAGUUAAACAAGGAGCUUAUGUCAAAUUUACUUGAUCUUGAUGAUGUCGACGCUGUAUAUACCGAUCAGAAAUGAUGAAAAAAUAAGAUGAACUACAGUCUGCGUUUUGAAGUUUAGAUGAGAAUUAUAAUGCAUUUGUACAAUUUUGUAUGAACCAUAGCCCCUGAAUAAUUUAAUUAUUCAUCGCGAGCAUAGAGCUGAUAUCACUUCAGGAAUAAAUGAACCGUCUAGAUUGUUACGUUUUGAAAUCGCCAAAUUAAUAUAAUUUAUGUUUGCAACUUUGCAUAAAUCAUACUAUAUACAUUGGUUACCCUGAA